Messenger RNA from Radiomyces spectabilis, 1171 nucleotides. RefSeq lists its product as uncharacterized. Bases 182 to 715 code for a protein of 177 amino acids. Lineage: Eukaryota; Fungi; Mucoromycota; Mucoromycetes; Mucorales; Radiomycetaceae. The transcript is spliced from 2 exons. The record is from RefSeq and is a predicted model, not a curated record.
CUCUUCUCUUUUUUUUUCUUCUUUUCUUAUCUGUGAAUAUCCCCCGCCCUUUCUUUUUUUUUUCUUUCCUCGUCAAGUUUUCAUUUAUAUUGUUUUUAGCUUUCUUUUUUUUCAUACACGUACAAAAUAUAUUAUUUUCCCGCAUUCCUUGAUUCCGGAAAGGAAUGCCUCUUGAAAUACGAUGACGUUUGAACGAUCACAAGAUAAUCACCCUACUGCCUACCAUCAUCCUCAUUAUCCUACCAUGAAUCCCGCGUCUCUGGAUACCGAUGUGCGUCUAGACCCGUGGCCAACAGAAUCCAGUCUUAUUGAUUAUGACCAUGUGCAAGCAGCGACAGCCACGAUGACACCGCCGGCGGUGACGACUUCAGCUUCAUCCCUGUUGGCACGACCCAAAGGAUCGCUGUCUUCUUCCACAGCCGCGAGCCCACCUCUGGACCCGUCUAAACCAUCCCAUCCAGAAUGGGGAGUCAUGAAAGAGCAGGAUUUUCAUCCUCUCACUCUCAAGCAUCAACGCGAUCUCGAAAACCUAUUUCAAUCCGGUGCAUCCAUUGCCGACUUUUAUUUCUGGCAGGCCAACUUGGGCGGCUAUUGUAUGGCGGAUAUGAUUCAAAACAUGGUGAUUUCAUCGGAAGGUGUGUUCGUACUGGUACGCCGCAUCGUGGAAGGUGCUCCUCACCCUGGAAGAAGAAAGAAGAAGCGUACCACGAAUUAAUUGUUUGACAAACAGGAAAAUCCGAUGAUUCCGUUCCCCUUUUUGAAUCUUGUUUUCUUUUUUUUGUUUUUUUUUUUGUUUGUUGGUGCUCAUCUGCUCUUCCCUUCUUUUUACCUUUUUCUUCCCUCUUUUAAAACCACAUUCUAUAACCAUUUGUAUUGUGAAAUGGCUUAAAAUUUCUCUUCCUAGUCAUUUAUAUCGUAAUUAUAAGCUCUCUGUGUUCUUUCGUUACUCGACAUUAAAGCUGUCCCCUUCUAUAUCUACUAAACAAACCAAUCUGUUUGCUUUUGAAUAUGCACGUUCAUCAUUUUUUUCCGGGAAUCUAAUAAUUUUGCUUGAGCAGAAAUAAACUUGGUGUCUUGUGCCCAAUAAGUAUCAAGUCUAAAAUACGCACGUCGCUUAGCAUCACUGUGUCUAUCUCGAAAAUCCGAAAAACGUCUUUUCUGGAUUUCAGGA